AUGCGGACUACCAGGAAAGUGUCAGUCUGGCCGGUGGCCUUUGUGGGCGGCUUGCGCUACGAGUCGCCCAAAGUGAAUGCUGCUGGAAAGGUCUACGGGUGGAAGACAGUAUUUGACCCUCACCGGCCUUUCGCCAUUGACAUGGCAGGCUUUGCUGUGAACCUCAGGCUCAUCCUCCAGCGACCUCAGGCUUACUUCAAACUGCGAGGAGUGAAAGGCGGAUACCAAGAGAGUAGCUUGCUCCGGGAGCUGGUGACUCUGAACGACCUCGAGCCAAAAGCUGCCAAUUGCACUAAGGUACCAUCUUCCUUCCAGAUGUUCUACAUCCAGAACUGUUGGGGCUUCUUUACCCAAGGUCUCCUCUGGAGGAAGCAAACUACCCCAGCCUUGUGCUUCUAUUUUGGCGGACUUCCACAGGUGGCUCUUCACCUCUGGGUUGGGGGACCGCUGAUUUGCUUUCAUAUGGUCCCAAAGGCCAAAAACAAACCAAAAAAAUUAUCUUUUUGCAGUUUGCACCACAGCCUGAGGCUGGGCCUAAGCCAUAAGACAAGGGCAAAAAGCCAUGUUUAUGAACCACAGUGUAUGUGACUGGAAGGAGGGAGGCCUGCCUUCUGUUCCACAGGCCGGUUGAGAACACCUCUCUUGCAGAGCAAAGUGCACCUUCCAUUUUAA
Messenger RNA from Podarcis lilfordi (Lilford's wall lizard), 672 nucleotides. The record is from the annotation of a GenBank genome assembly. Lineage: Eukaryota; Metazoa; Chordata; Lepidosauria; Squamata; Lacertidae.